Molecule: messenger RNA, 1332 nt
Organism: Orycteropus afer afer
Lineage: Eukaryota; Metazoa; Chordata; Mammalia; Tubulidentata; Orycteropodidae
Gene: ATF4
Product: activating transcription factor 4
Biological process (GO): regulation of transcription by RNA polymerase II
Cellular component (GO): ATF1-ATF4 transcription factor complex; ATF4-CREB1 transcription factor complex; nucleus
Molecular function (GO): RNA polymerase II transcription regulatory region sequence-specific DNA binding; DNA-binding transcription activator activity, RNA polymerase II-specific
Source: RefSeq, a predicted model, not a curated record
UCCUCCCCGCCCGCAGGGUCCGCAGCCGCCAUGGCGUAUUAGAGGCAGAAGUGCCUGCGGCAGCGUUGGCCAUUGCAGCGGCGGCAGCAGCACCAGGCUCUGCAGCGGCAACCCUUAGCGGCUUAAGCCAUGGCGCUUUUCACGGCAUUCAGCAGCAGCGUUGCUGUAACCGACAAAGACACCUUCGAAUCAAACACAUUCCUCGAUUCCAGUAAAGUCCGGCAACAUGGCCGACAUGAGCUUCCUGAGCAGCGAGGUGUUGGUGGGGGACUUGAUGUCCCCCUUCAACCAGUCGGGUUUGGGGGCUGAAGAAAGCCUAGAUCUCCUAGAUGAUUACCUGGAGGUGGCCAAGCACUUCAGACCGCAUGAGUUCUCCAGGGACAAUGCUAAGGCGGGCUCCUCGGAAUGGCUGGCUGUGGAUGGGUUGGUCGAUGCCUUGGACAGUGGCAAAGAGGAUGCCUUCUCCGGUACAGAUUGGAUGGUGCAGAAAAUGGAUUUGAAGGAGUUUGACUUUGAUGCCCUGUUGAGUCUAGAUGAUCUGGAAACCAUGCCGGAUGAGCUUCUGGCCACGUUGGAUGACACCUGUAAUAUCUUUGACCCCCUAGACCAGGAGACUAAUAAGGAGCCCCUCCAGACAGUGAACCCAAUUGGCCAUCUUCCAGAAAGUGUGCCACAAACCGACCAGGUUGCCCCUUUCACUCUAUUGCAACCUCCUCCCCAUUCCCCAGGGCCCCUGGCCUCCACUCUAGACCACUCCUUUAGUUUGGAGCUCGGCAGUGAAGUGGAUAUUUCUGAAGGAGACAGGAAGGCAGACUCUCUUCCUUAUGUUACAGUGGUCCCUCAGUGCAUAAAGGAAGAGGAUGCCCCCUCGGAUAAUGACAGUGGCAUCUGCAUGAGUCCUGAGCCCUACUUGGGAACCUACCUGGGGUCUCCGCAGCACAGCCCCUCCACCUCCUCCUCUGGGGGCUCUCCACAUAGCCUACUGUCUCCACCUGUCCUCAGUGGUUCUGCCCGCUCUAAACCUUAUGAUUAUCUUAGAGAGAGGGUGAUGGCAGCAAAAGUAAAGGGAGAGAAAUUGGAUAAGAAACUGAAAAAAAUGGAGCAGAACAAGACAGCAGCCACUAAAUACCGCCAGAAAAAAAGGGCAGAGCAGGAGGCCCUCACUGGUGAGUGUAAGGAGCUAGAAAAGAAGAACGAGGCUCUGAAAGAGAAGGCAGAGUCCUUGGCCAAGGAGAUCCAGUACUUGAAAGAUUUGAUAGAAGAGGUCCGCAAGGCCAGGGGGAAGAAAAGGGUCCCCUAGUUAGGGAGCCAGGAGGGUGUGCUUGUACAUAG